GAGAUGGACUUGCCAUUUGUUUCGCGAUAAUUAAACCUUUUAGUCUUCAUCCCAUCUCAACUUCCCCGAGUCUUUUGUAUAUAUCCACAUACGGUGUAGGAUUUAGCAUUGAGUACUUUUUUAUUUCUGUUUGUUUGUUUCUUCGUCCAAUAGAUUCGCAUUAAUUUGAAAACAACUACGUGCGUACAUCAUCAUCUUGGCCUUUUUGGGUCUUACAAUUAAACCUUGGAAUGCGUCCAUUAUUUUAGUAGCUCAGCCUCGAUAUCGACGCCAUGCACACCGUGUAGAUCCCGCGCCUAGCUCUUGAUGCUCGACGAAAAUCUACCGACGUUUUACUUUAGACAUACGUCUAACAAUCCUCUCUUAAACCUCAUAUACUUCACACAAAAUGGCUCCGAAGCCGCAGCUGAAUACUCGCUUCAAAAAAUCGAUCCGGACUUACCCCAGUCAAAGAACAAAUAUGCCGUGGCCUUAGGAGACGCUGGCGUUCAGGACGUCAUAUUCGCAGAGGUCUUAAUCGAACCCGAACUACAACAACCCUCCCUUUCUGCCGCCGAGGUCAGACAACAGAACGGUGCCCCGCUUCCACCUGUGCCUAUAAUACCCGACGGUUUCACAAUACAACUCUACAACCCCGAACAACAAGUACCAGUGAAGGCCGAGAAGAGCACAUGGACAGGGAAGGAAUCAUGGGAAUUCGAAAUGCCGCAGCAAAGCUUCCGAAUGCCAUCGAUGUCUAAACUCGAUCGACAACAAAGCGACCCUGUCGCAAGUAGUUUGACGCCUAAGAUCAUGUUUAAAUGGAAGCGAGACAGCAAGUUUUCGAAAGACAUGACGUGUUAUAUGACCGGUACAUCAGUAGGAGGCAAGAAGAGCAAGGACCCAGAUAUCACCAUAGCGUUAUAUAAGAGCGGCAAGGAACCCAGUGUCACAAUCUACGAGCCAAACCUACAAAGGGUAGAUUUAGAGGAUCGCAAGGGUCUUGAGGUUGUGCUCCUACUCAGUGCCGAGGUUAUUCGCGAAAUCUACCUCUUCCCUAGUCGCGACUCUUUCAACAUUGCCGGCGUACCUAAUAAACGCAAGAACUCGCGACCAACUCCCACCACGUCCACUUCUCCAACGCACUACAUGACUAGUGCGAUGGGAAACGUACCUCCUGCGAAGACCACAUCACCCAUUACGCAACAACCUACCCCUCCCCUCGACGCAGAGACAAAGCGUCUACAAGCGCUAGUCCAACAAGAAGAGCGCGAGCGCGACAAACGAGACCGUGCGGAACAAAGGCGCAUUAAGAAGAUGCUCGAAGAAGAGGAAAAAGAACGCAAGCGCCGAGAUAUCGAAGUCGCCAAGGAGACGGAACGCUUGCGCAAGGAGUUCGGUAUGCAAGGGCAGGACUUCGGACCUAAACCUAACCUUCCCCCACGCCAGCAGCAAAGCAUACCGCAAUUGAACGUUCCCAUCCCGCCUCCCAGACCGUUAAGUGCUGAACCCAGACCCCAUGGUGGUAGUGGUUUUGGCGGGUGGUUCCACGGUGUGGGGAGCUCGCCAGGCUCACCCGGAUACGGGUAUGGCUAUGGACAGGGACAAGCGGGUCCGAGCUCAGGGCGUAGGAGGGUGGGAAGUGCGGAUAGUGGCAAGCCGCAGAAGAAAAAGAGUACGUUCUUCUAGGGAGGGGAAUGGUAUAUCGAUCUCCGCAUACGGAUUGGACGUAGAGAAUAUCGUUAGUGAAGAUUGAGGUGUCUGGGAGGAAGAUUGGUGAUCUAAGCGGCGUUAGGGGAAGCGAUUGUGAAGCGGA
Molecule: messenger RNA, 1795 nt
Organism: Hypoxylon trugodes
Lineage: Eukaryota; Fungi; Ascomycota; Sordariomycetes; Xylariales; Hypoxylaceae
Exons: 2
Coding region: 307-1668 (453 amino acids)
Source: RefSeq, a predicted model, not a curated record